Macrosiphum euphorbiae (potato aphid) is the source of this 1254-nucleotide messenger RNA. The record is from the annotation of a GenBank genome assembly. Lineage: Eukaryota; Metazoa; Arthropoda; Insecta; Hemiptera; Aphididae.
AUGGACGCCAAAUCGAAAGAUGACUCCAAUAUCAGCCUUACACUUCGGCUAAUAAUGCAAGGAAAGGAAGUUGGUAGUAUAAUAGGGAAAAAAGGAGAGAUUGUCAAACGGUUCAGAGAAGAGUCUGGUGCCAAAAUAAAUAUAUCUGAUGGCUCUUGUCCUGAAAGAAUAGUGACCAUAUCAGGAUCUACUGAAGCCAUUUACAAAGCAUUUUCUUUAAUAUGCACAAAAGUUGAAGAGUUUAUUGAAAUGCAAAAUGGAAAAACUGGAGCAACAGCGAUCGGAAAAUGUGGUAUGACCCUUCGGUUGAUUGUUCCAGCAUCACAGUGUGGAUCUUUAAUUGGGAAGGGUGGUAAUAAAAUCAAAGAAAUUAGAGAAGCUACCGGAGCACAGAUACAAGUGGCUUCUGAUGUGCUUCCUCAAUCUACAGAAAGAGCAGUAACAUUAACUGGUACGAGGGACUCAAUAACGCAGUGUAUAUUUCACAUUUGUGCAGUUAUGGUGGAAUCACCUCCUAAAGGAGUAACAAUACCUUAUCGUGCUAAACCUCAGAUGGGUGCACCAGUUAUAUUGGCUGGAGGACAAGCAUUUACUCUAGCAAGUGCAGGAUCCGCAGGUGGUUGUGAUGUAGGCACCAUGAUGGUAGGUGGUGGCCCAUAUAAUGCUCCAAUGCUUAUGGUUCCUCCAUCGCCUGGUGCAGCAGCAAGUCUAGGCUUAAUUGAUCCACUGGACUAUCCUCUGCUUAAAAACGCAUUCGGACCAUCACAAUUGGGAAAAUUGACUGGAAAUCCGUUAGCUGGUCUUGCGGCACUUGGACUUGGAAGUUUGGGAGGACCUGCGAAUUCAUUUAAUCCAGCAGCAUUGGCGGCAUUAGCUGGCAGCCAGUUGAGAUCUAAUGGUUCUGGAGCCAAUAUUAACAAUAGAUCUGGAGGCGGUCAACAAACACAUGAAAUGACUGUACCAAAUGACUUAAUUGGCUGUAUCAUUGGCAAGGGAGGAACUAAAAUCGCUGAAAUUAGGCAAAUAAGUGGAGCAAUGAUACGGAUCUCAAAUUGUGAAGACCGUGAAGGAAGUGCAAGCACGGAUAGGACCAUAACGAUAACUGGAAAUCCUGACUCAGUGGCUUUAGCUCAGUACUUAAUCAAUAUGAGUAGCGUGCACUUGAAAGCUGUCAAGAAUUAUAAAGUUGUUAAAUAUCAGCAGUUUUCAGCUGACCCAGAAUAUAUAGAUGUGGAAUACAGAGCCCGGCUUUAA